Messenger RNA from Ipomoea nil (Japanese morning glory), 1165 nucleotides. Its product is annotated as protein PTST, chloroplastic. The coding region runs from base 117 to 989 and encodes 290 amino acids. The record is from RefSeq and is a predicted model, not a curated record. The transcript has 9 exons. Lineage: Eukaryota; Viridiplantae; Streptophyta; Magnoliopsida; Solanales; Convolvulaceae.
GAAUAUUUUGGAAGAAAUAUUUCUGCCACACAGACGAACGCCUUUGCCUUUCCAUCAGUCACCUCUCACGCCAGCCCAACUUUGCAUCUUUGCAACAAAUUCAGAACUACUCGAAUAUGAACUGUACCGUAAUACAAACAAGCUUAAAACGGUUCAAGAUGGAGAAUGCUACUAGGCUUCAAGGAAGCAUUCCUUGCAGCAGUCCAAGGAUGGGUUUGCAGAGAAUGGUAGUCAAAUUACAUAAAGUAUCCAUAGGGAAAUAUACUUCACAGCGUGCUUCGGGGAGGAUAUUUUGUAACCCUGUUAGUUUGGAGGAGGAAUUUUCAGCUCUACAAUCACCAGAUAUAUCGAGGAAUGACGAGUCUGAUACCGAUUCUUCAAAUGAGGAUGAUCUUGAUCGACCUUUGAGUGCUGAGGAGUUGAAGGUGCUGCUGACUGAUUCUGAAAGAUUAAAGCUGCUCAAGAAAUUGAGUGAAGCCAAUCAACAUAAUAGGUUCCUUAAACGCCAGUUGCAAGCACGGGAGGAUGAACUGGUUAGUUUCAAAAGUGAACUUGCAGUGGCAGAACUCGAGAUUGAGGCUUUGGUCAGUUUGGCAGAAGAAAUUGCAAAAUCUAAUAUUCCAGAAGGUACAAGAAAGAUUAAUGGGAAAUAUAUUCAGUCUCACCUCCUUUCACGUCUCCAAGCUUUAAAAGGAAAACUGAAGGAACAAGUAAAGGAUGUGGAAGCUGCUCAAUCCAAAGAGGUUCCUUUAUUCUGGAUGGGUUUGGCAGAGAGUGUGCAAGUAAUGGGAUCUUUUGAUGGCUGGAGUCUAGGAGAACACUUAUCACCAGAGUACACAGGUUCAUACACACAGUUCUCAACAACAUUACUGCUUAGACCUGGAAGGUAUGAGAUCAAAUUCUUGGUGAAUGGAGAGUGGCAACUAUCCCCACAAUACCCUACUGUUGGUGAGGGAUUAACCCAGAACAACUUACUGGUUGUGGAAUAGCUCCAAUUAGCAGACACCUGCUCAUAUCUAUCUACUGAGCUAUAGAAAAUGUAAUUCCUGCCAUCUUACUUUAAAAUCUGUAAGGAAUUGGAUUGUUCAUCUUCUAUAUUCAUCCAGUCAUGUACUUAAUUAACUAUCUAAUAUAUGUAGUUGACUAGUCCGUGAGAUUAUAAUAA